Chrysochloris asiatica (Cape golden mole) is the source of this 1352-nucleotide messenger RNA. RefSeq names its product parathyroid hormone-like hormone (gene PTHLH). Gene Ontology annotation, cellular component: extracellular region. The transcript is spliced from 5 exons. Bases 332 to 871 code for a protein of 179 amino acids. Lineage: Eukaryota; Metazoa; Chordata; Mammalia; Afrosoricida; Chrysochloridae. Gene Ontology annotation, biological process: bone mineralization; adenylate cyclase-activating G protein-coupled receptor signaling pathway; osteoblast development. Gene Ontology annotation, molecular function: peptide hormone receptor binding; hormone activity. The record is from RefSeq and is a predicted model, not a curated record.
UCUUUUUGGAAAGAAUUUAUUAUAAAUCAGAAAGUGUUAGAAGGUCAAAGGUUUGCUUCAGAGCGUGUGAACAUUCCUCUGCUGGGCUUUCAACUUGCCUCCAACCUGCACCGCCCGGCCAGCAUGCCUCCCAGCCCGUGAAGCCGGGCCCCCGCUACCCUGACGCACCAGCCGCCGCUGCCCCUCCGCUCCGCUAUUAACCCGCCCUCGCUGCCACCUGGCCCUCCCGAACGACGACACACGCACUUGAAACUUGUUCUCAGGGUGUGUGGAAUCAACUUUCCGGAAGCAACCAGCCCACCCGAGGAGGUCCCAGGAGCGAGAGGUUACGAUGCUUCGGAGACUGGUUCAGCAGUGGAGUGUCGCAGUGUUCCUGCUGAGCUACUCCGUGCCCUCCUCUGGACGCUCGCUGGAGGGGCUCGGCCGCCGGCUCAAAAGAGCUGUGUCCGAAUACCAGCUCCUCCAUGACAAGGGCAAGUCUAUUCAAGAUUUACGACGACGAUUCUUUCUUCAUCAUCUUAUAGCAGAAAUUCACACAGCUGAAAUAAGAGCUACCUCGGAGGUUUCCCCUAACUCCAAGCCUGCUCCCAACACAAAGAACCAUCCUGUCCGAUUUGGGUCUGAUGAUGAAGGCAGGUACCUAACUCAGGAAACCAACAAGGUGGAGACGUACAAAGAGCAGCCACAGAAGACACCCGGGAAGAAAAAGAAAGGCAAGCCUGGGAAACGCAAGGAACAGGAAAAGAAAAAACGACGAACUCGAUCUGCCUGGUUAGACUCUGGAGUAGCUGGGAGUGGGCUAGAAGGGGACCACCUGUCGGACAUGGACAUCUCCGCAACAUCGCUGGAGCACAGUUUACGGAGGCAUUGAAAUUUUUAGCAGAGGCCUUCAGAGAACAUAUUGCAAGAUUCUGUAAUAGUGAACAUAUGGAAAGUAUUAGAAAUAUUUAUUGACUGUAAAUACUGUAAAUGCAUUGGAAUAAAACUGUCUCCCCCAUUGCUCUAUGAAACUGCACAUUGGUCAUUGUGAAUAACUCUUUUUUUUCCCCCCAAGGUUAAUCCAAUUAUUAUUAUCACAUUUACCAUAAUUUAUUUUGUCAACUGAUGUAUUUAUUUUGUAAAUGUAUCUUGGUGCUGCUGAAUUUCUAUAUUUUUUUGUAACAUAAUGCACUUUAGAUAUACAUAUCAAGUAUGUUGAUAAAUGACGCAAUAAAGUAUCCCUAUUUUGUGGUUAAUUUUAAUGAAUGCCUAAAUAUAAUUAUCUAAACUGAUUUUCCUCUGUGCAUGUAAAAAUAGCAGUAUUUUAAAUUUGUAAAGAAUGUCUAAUAAAAUAUAAUCUAAUUAUAUCAUGA